Molecule: messenger RNA, 1650 nt
Organism: Gadus macrocephalus (Pacific cod)
Lineage: Eukaryota; Metazoa; Chordata; Actinopteri; Gadiformes; Gadidae
Gene: mrnip
Product: MRN complex interacting protein
Exons: 7
Coding region: 424-1263 (279 amino acids)
Biological process (GO): mitotic G2 DNA damage checkpoint signaling
Cellular component (GO): nucleus
Molecular function (GO): chromatin binding
Source: RefSeq, a predicted model, not a curated record
AGAGGGCGCUGUGGACAAUUUCUGGACCGCGUCUAGCGACAUUUACUUCAUCCAUGCUUCAAACUUUACCGGGGAAAAACCCAAGAUCUCAGCUGUAGUGGGUUAACUAACUAUCUCAUAUAAACUUAACAAUGGCACAACAAUUCCAUGUCUUGAGAUGCUAUUCUUGCCAAACCUACCAAGUACAGCAGGUGAUAAAGGCAAAGAAAUGGAGCUGUAAAAUGUGCGGAGAGAAGCAGUCCGUUUUUAAGGCAUAAUUAUGUCGAAUCUGUGACCCUUGUGUGGAUCGGUCUCUAUCCAAGGAGUUUGGGCGUGGCACUGGGGCCGACUGCCGACGCCACGUUCAGAAGCUGAACGCAAAGCGAGGAGAGCUGGAGCAGGAGCAUGUGACCUGGUCGCUAAGGGACUGUUAACCUGGAUCUGAUGGUUCGUUAUGACAGGGAAAAGGACGAGGAGGCUGGACAAUCGUUUGGAGAUGGAGCUUGGGCGGUCAGUGGCCACGAUUUGAGACCGAGCAACACUGAGCUGGCAGAGGAGAGCCUUUGGGACAAAUACCUGCUGAACAGGCAACAGGAAAGGGAGGAGCCUGAGGACACCGUUUACCUGAGCACAAGCCCUCUCCAUGACUACAGGAAUGCCAGGAAGAGGAAAAGAGCUGUAGGCAGAGCGGACGAAGGCUUGUUAAACGAAGAGAUACACCACCACUGCAGAGGGGGAAAGCUCCAUCAGCUACCAGUAAUGCCCAUCAGCAAGCCCUCCACUGUACAGCAUACACGCAUCUCCAUCAGUACAUGCUCCAACCAAACCAGGCAGGAUUUUACCAGAAAUACCAUCAACCGAAACAACCAGGCUAAUCCAGGUUUUACCAGAGGAACCAUCAACCCAGAAGUGAACCAAACCAAGCCUGAUGUCAGCAACUCUGGCUCUGACAGAUUUCGUCUGAGCAACCAACCCUGUUCAUUCAUGUCUUCUGCAGCUGCCCCUAUCUCAAAAUGGGCCCAGUUUCUCCCAGUUCCUCAUCAGCAGGAGAAAGAGGAGGAAGAUGAAGAAGACAGCCAUCUGGCAAACAACAUGGAGAGAAAGCCUCUUGAUAUGUUGGAAUCUUCAGCCACUCCCUGUGUUGGUAACAUGAUAGAAUCAGGCCACCAAUCAGAGCUCCCCAAGGCAGAAUCUUCACAGACCCUGACCCCUCAUCUCAAACCACGCCCCUCCCUCCCCUUCAACUCCCUGUUCAAUACCGGCGACGACUUUGACAUGUUUUAAAAAGAAAAGCUAUCAAUUCAUUGUUUUGGAAGUAAAGAAAUGUCGAGCAAUGAAAAUUAAAGAAAAUAUAUAUCUUUUGAAUUCAUUUGCAAGAGUUUUAUGGUUUAUAUACUGGUUAACAAAGUAUAGCAUGAGAAUAGAUAUCUUUCAAACAGAAGUGCACUUAUUCCAAUAGCGUACGUAGUAAAUGUCUAUUCAACUUUUAAUUCACAGGUGAAUAUUAAUCAAGGAGUUCAUAUCCUAGUCCUAAUUUAACCUUUUUAUUAACGACUAAGUGUCUUAAUAUUAUCAAUAAAUGUCAUUCAUUUCGAAUUAAUCAACACCAAAUAUUUGAAAACCAUAUUAGUCCAUCACAUUUUGAUGAACAGUGAGCUCAUUUUAUAAACA